This is a messenger RNA of Marchantia polymorpha subsp. ruderalis, 4685 nucleotides long. NCBI's taxonomy places the organism in Eukaryota, Viridiplantae, Streptophyta, Marchantiopsida, Marchantiales, Marchantiaceae. The record is from the annotation of a GenBank genome assembly.
AGAGCUCCGCGUUAGGAAUUCGGCUCUGCUGGCUUGCGCUCCUACACAGUGAAAUCUGCGUGCCUUACAAGCAGAGGAUCGUCCCGGGGUUCAUCGCGCCGCGACAUCGCAGGGGGGAGGGAGAGAUCGGCAGGGAGCGGCGGAUAGGGGGGCAUGGAUUCAAAAAGUCGAGCGGCGGAUAGGGGAGCAAAUGCAGCAGCGGCAGGUUUGCUCCACCUCGUCCUUCAACCGAUGGAUCGAGUAGAUAGCGACGAGGAGGAGCUGACUGGGGACAUCCGCAUAGACUAUAGAUAUAGGAGAAAUCAAUUGUACUCGCAGCUCCUCUCGGCCUUCGCGGCGGGGCAGGUGGAGUUCGUGGCCGAGUUCCUCAAUAACUCCCCGUUCAAUGGCCUGGUGAGCAAGGCACGCGACGCCGACGGCUACACGGCACUACACCGUGCGGUGGUUCUCCAGCAGCUUGAGGUGGCGCGGCUGCUGUCGCGCCGCGCGACAGCAGCCGCACCACAGCAGCCGCGCGAGCCCUUAGACCCGUCUCCGUCUCCGCUGGGGGAGUGGCCGUCGUUGCGCCGGCCCUACGACCCGAUUCCGAUGCUGCACGAGAAAACGCGGCACGGGUGGACGGCGCUGCACCUUGCGGUGUGCGCUGACAACGUGGAAAUGGUGGACCUGCUGCUCAAGUGGUACGAGGGCUUUGGCCUGCCGGCGGACUCCCUCACCGUGGGACCGUGGGACUUUCACGACAAGUUCGGGAUGACACCGCUGCAUUACGCCGUGCUGGGUCACAUGACCGGCGUGGUGAGCCUGCUGGCGCGCUCCAAAGCCUUUCGCAAGAACCUCAACGACGUGGACAACUUCCGGCGCUCGGCGCUGCACAUGGCCUGCGCGAACGUGAACGCGGCCGUGGCCGAGCUGCUGGGCGCGCCGGACGUGGACUGUAACGCCAAGGACUGCUGCGCCUACACGCCGCUGCACUGGGCCGUGGUGCAGGGCGAGGCCGAGGCCGUGCGCCCCUUGACCAGCCGCGCGACGGAGCGCAUCAUCCGCACCACGGAGGAGGACAUCCAGGGCCGGACCGUGAUGCAGGUCGCCAUCGAGAACCCCACCAAGGUCGGGCGCGACCUGGAGAGGCUGCUGCUGACAAUGCCCGAGUUGAAGGACGAGGUGGAGCGCCUGUACCGCGACCGGCAGGUGUUUGUGGACGCGGCCAACGCCAUCCUGCUGGGCGCGGCGCUCAUCGCCAGCGUCACCUUCGGCGGCUGGCUGCAGCCCCCGCACGGCCACGAUCCGGAGGUGCGCAUCUUCUGGGCCUUCAACAGCCUCGCCUUCUUCUUCUCGAUGGCCACCGUCAUGGCCGGCGCCGGCACCGUGCUGCCCAUGUCGGACGUGUACAUCGGCCACUCCGUCACCAGAAUCCGGCUCUGGCUCGCGCUCACCUCGUUCCUGCUCCUCGUCUCCGUCGUCCUCGUGCUGGGGGCCUUCGCCGCGGCCGGGUUCGCCUCGCUCCAGCCCAUCCCCAAGCUGCACAGCAACAUGCUGAUCACCACCUGCAUCGGCUCCGUCGUCUGUGGCGUGAUCGCGCUCCUGUUUCUGAAGCGCAUGUCGAAGAUCCGCGUGCGCGACGAUUUCCUGCUGCUCUUUACCGGCUUGUGGCAGACCAUGGGGUCGACCCGCAGGCGCAGCAUAGAGCAGUUGAAUAUCGAGCAGGAGCCCAUGAGUAAACUGAACUACGAGGAAUUCGAUGUGUUCAGGUUGAGUCAGGAAACGUCGAACCACCUUCCUCCGAAGGACUUUCGAUGUGUUCAGGUUGAGUCAGGAAACGUCGAACCACCUUCCUCCGAAGGACUUUCGAUGUGUUCAGGUUGAGUCAGGAAACGUCGAACCACCUUCCUCCGAAGGACUGUCGCGAGCGCGCCCUUAAGAAGGACUUUGGGGCACUUUGCUUCAUCCAAGACACGUUUCGCAAAAAGGCGAAAGUCAUAGAAGACGAGACAAGAAGCAUGAACGAUAACUCCAGCGGGAAGGACUUUGCGGCCUUUUACUUGAGCAAAGACACUUUUCGAGAUAAGGCGAAAGCCCUAGAACCCGAGACAAGUACAUUGUAUGAUACGGUCAAGGGGAAGGGGAAGCUGUAAAGUUGCUCCUUAGAGCAUUGGACAUUUUCUUUUUUAUUCGUCAAAGAUUUGGGAUUUGGUAUUUUUUUUUUUUUUAAAUGGACGGACGAUUCUUCACACUGCAUCUUCCCUUCGACCGAGCAAACUUUUCUACCAUCCUGAGUAGCAGCCCGUCACAGGUCAAAAAGAUCUUGCCAAAGAAUAUUAUAUUUGAAAUCAUAUAUAUUAUAAUUAUUAUUAUUAUAACUUCAAGGAUGCUCGCGCAGAGUAUCGGAUCUUCGAAAACUUCGAAGAAAAGGCAAGCUCGUUAGUUAAAUUGAUAUCUCGAGUAAGUUGGUUUGUGCGCACUAUUCUGCAGACUCGCUGCGCUCUGGCUCGGCGCCACGUUCGACGUUCAUAAGCUCCGCAGCACGGCGAUGUGCGCUUUGUGUGUGGGUGGCCGGACCGAGGCGCUUGGAAACAAAGUCGGGUCGGUCCGAUUAGGAAGAAGAGCUCCGCGUUAGUGAUUCGGCUCUGCUAGCUUGCGCUCCUGCACAGUGAAAUCUGCGUGCCUUAGAAGCAGAGAAUAGGCCCGGAGUUCACCGCGCCGCGACAUUGCAAGGGGGGAGAGAUUGCCAGGGAGCGGCGGAUAGGGAAGCAUGGCUCGAGCAUGGACUUAUAAGGAGAUGAUUGACGACACCACGAUGGAGAUCGAGGACCUGAAAAUGACACGAGAUAUGAGAGACACGAGGAACCAAUCUAGAGCCGUGCAGAUGCAAGAGAUACGUGAGAGACGAGAGGGACGACAUAUGACAAACACAAGAGUCAAGAAGGGCUCGCCGGAGGACAAGUGGAGCAAAGAGCUGCUCUCGGCCUUCGCGGCGGGGCAGGUGGAAUUGGUGGCCGAGUUCCUCAAUAACUCCCCGUUCAAGGGCCUGGUGGACAAGGCGCGCGACGCCGACGGCUUCACGGCACUACACCGUGCGGUGGUUCUCCAGCAGCUUGAGGUGGCGCGGCUGCUGUCGCGCGUGCCCUUAGACCCGUCUCCGCAUCAGACGCUGGAGGGGUGGCUGUCGUCGCGCCGGCCCGGCGACCCGUAUCCGAUGCUGCACGAGAAAACGCGGCGCGGGUGGACGGCGCUCCACCUGGCGGUGUUCGCCGACAACCUUGAAAUGGUGGACCUGCUGCUCAAGUGGUACGAGGGCUUCGACCUGCCGGCGGACUACCUCUGGGACUUUCACGACAAUUUCUGGAUGACGCCGCUGCAUUACGCCGUGCUGGGUCACAUGACCGGCGUGGUGCGCCUGCUGGUGCGCUCCCAAGUCUUCCGCAAGAACCUCAACGACGUGGACAACUUCCGGCGCUCGGCGCUGCACAUGGCCUGCGCGAACGUGAACGCGGCCGUGGCCGAGCUUCUGGACGCGCCGGACGUGGACUGUAACGCCGUGGACUGCUGCGCCUACACGCCGCUGCACUGGGCCGUGGUGCAGGGCGGGGCCGAGGCCGUGCGCCCCUUGACCAGCCGCGCGACGGAGCGCAUCAUCCGCCCCACGGAGGAGGACAUCCAGGGCCGGACCGUGAUGCAGAUCGCCAUCGAGAACCCCACCAAGGUCGGGCGCGACCUGGAGAGGCUGCUGCUGACAAUUCCCGAGUUGAAGGACGAGGUGGAGAGCCUGUACCGCGACCGGCAGGUGUUUGUGGACGCGGCCAACGCCAUCCUGCUCGGCGCGGCGCUCAUCGCCAGCGUCACCUUCGGCGGCUGGCUGCAGCCCCCGCACGGCCACAAUCGGGAGGUGCGUAUCUUCUGGGCCUUCAACAGUCUGUCAUUCUUCUUCGCGAUCGCCACCGUCAUGGCCGGAGCCGGCACCGUGCUGCCCAUGUCGGACGUGUACAUCGGCCACUCCGUCUCCAGAAUCCGGCUCUGGCUCGCGCUCACCUCGUGCCUGCUCCUCGUCUCCGUCGUCCUCGUGCUGGGGGCCUUCGCCGCGGCCGGGUUCGCCUCGCCCAUCCCCAAGCUGCACGGCAACAUGCUGAUCACCACCUGCAUCGGCUCCGUCGUCUGUGGCGUGAUCGGGCUCCUGUUUCUGAAGCGCCUGUCGCAGAUCCACGUGCUCGACGAUAUCCUGCUGCUCUUUGAACGCCUGUGGCAGACCAUGGGGUCGACCCGCAGGGGCAGCAUGGAGCAGUUGAAUUUCGAGCAGAAGCCCGUCAGUAGACUGACAGAAAAGGAAUUGAAUGAGUACACGUUGAGUCAGGUAGGCCCCGGGAACCACAUUCCUCCGAUGGACUGUCGCGAUCGCGCCGUUAGGAAGGACAUUGGGGCAUUUUACUUCAUCAAAGACACGUUUCACGAAAAGGCGAAAGCGCUAGAAGAAGAGACAAGAAGCUUGAAUGAUACGUCCAGGGAGAAGGACUUUGCGGCCUUUUACUUCAGCAAAGGCACGUCUCGAGAUAAGGCUAAAGCCCUAGAUACGGUCAGGGGGAAGGGGAAGCUGUAAACUUGCUCCUCAGAGCAUUGGACAUUCUGUUUUUAUCCGUGAGAGAUUUGCGAUUUGGCAUGUUCUUUUUAAUGGACGGGCGAUUCUUCACACUGCA